UUUUCUCGGGUAAUCAUCAAAUCGAUCGCCGAAAAAUACUUUAAGAAUAAGUAAAAAUGCCCGACGUAAUCAUAGAUAGCAUACUUACUGGAAAAUUGGAUUCACAGCUGGUGAUUCGGUGGCUAAACAAUGAAUCACUGAAGGAUGUGCCUGAAGACUGUGUGUUACUGUGCAACAGUAGGAGCGAAUUCGUGGCUUGUUUUCUUUCCUAUAUACGGAUUCAAACUGACAGCAUAUUGCAAACAAAUAACAGUGCCUUGCAAAUACGUCAGCGCACGCCAGAUAAGGUGUUUAGCUCAAGACGAAAGCAUCGAAGGUCGAUAAGCGAUCCAACAAGUGAUGAUAGGACAGAUUCACUGAGUGUAAAACCAGAUCGUCGUAGUCAUGAAUCUCCAAGUAAAGAUCGUAAACGAGGCCGAAAAGUCAAGACUAAACUGUUUAAUGAAGAUCGUAAGGAAGCAUCAGUAUCUUCAGAUGAAUCCAGGUUGAGUUCAGGCAUUGAACGAAUGGUAGUGUCAAGUACACCUAUGAAGAAUGGUUUAAGGCUGUCCGAAUCCCCUGUGACCACUGCAAGCCCGGUGACCCCACAGCGGUUUACUUAUGACCGUUGUGAUACUCCUCGCUUAGCCCAUAGGAAGGAUAAGUCUGUAAGCCUAGGAGAUUUUAUUACGUCUGCUCAAAAAACUAAGAAACGUAAAAGCAGAAAUGCAUCUGAAGAGAAUGAGAGUAAGGUAGACUUAGAUAUUAGUAACACUGAAGUGUUUCCAGAGAUAUCUAGAAAAGCUAGCUCACUACGAUCUGAGAAACGGAGGAUAAAACCUACAAAUCUAGAUGGAUCUAUGUCUCAGAAAAGUUUCUCAUUAAAUAGUUUUAAUUCUGAGUGCUUUCAGCAGCCAUCACCACUAGCAUUGGAAGAAAAUAAUGUAUUUAAAAACCAGAAGCUACAACCUAAAGAAUUAGCAAAUUCAUUUGAAGCAGAACGCAAUAUCUUAAAGCUGGAGCGACAAAAAUUGAUGGAGAAAUUUAAUUUAAACACAUCAACUACAUCAAUCCCUGUAACACCACAAAUUAAAAUAAUCCAAAAAGACUGUAUCGAACAAACACCGAAUUACAUCAAUGCUGAAUCAUCCAAGGUUGUUUUUAAGGAGAAAAUCGACUUAUUGAUCGAAUUAUAUGAUGUUCUAUUACAAAAUAACUUAGUUUUAAGUAUGAAUUCGGAAAUCUAUUUCCUGAUAUCAAUUUUACUGUCAAAACAAAUUGAGGAAGAUUAUUUGGAGAUUGAAACAAAAUUGACAGAGAAAAACGUAACUAAUUAUUUGCUAAAAUCUAUACAUAAUUGCACAUAUUUUGCAAUAAAAUCCCUUUGGAAUUUACGGUCAAUACUUGAAGUUAUUCUUGACAAGAAUUCAUUGAAAAUACUUGGUGAGAACAAGAAAGUUCGCAGUUAUUCUGCAGACUUGGCUAAGUUUCUCCUCAACUGUUACGGAUUGAAGUGUGAAGCAGAGAGUCAGGAGAAACCACGAGCCAUCGACAAGAGAACAUCUAAUGGGAUUGUGUGCUUUAAUUUAGAGACAGAUAAUGCGGAGAACUUUCCGUCUUUGCUCAGCUUUCAGAAUUUUAAGAAGCAAAGGGAUAUGUUCUAUGAGAUAUUGAGAUGGUACACCGAGAGCUCCGCAACAGGCGUCCCGCGCUCCACGCUGCGCGCCCGCGUGAAGACAUUAGUGGGCGCCGGACACUCUCCUGCUAACCACCACCAUCUUGCUGCUCUCCUGGUCGCACAUAUGUUGGCAGAAUGUCUUCACACUGAACAGGAAUCGAAGCUGAGCAAGCUGCAACGCCGUCUGACCUGCCCUGCUGGUGACUCUCGGCUACCACACUUUACGGAGAAAGAGACCUUCUACAAGGACCUUCUCGUGAACGCGGGCAGUGAGUCGUUCCGCGCUCACGUGAGAGACGCGCUAGCGUCCGAACUUAUUGCUCUUGACAGUACGCCUUUACAGAAUGCCAAUAGCAGCGACAUAUCCCGAGAGUUCCUCCAGCUCCAACGAAAGCUAGGUCUCCUGGCCAAGUUCCUAGGUUUCCUGGCGUCGCUGCCGUACAUAACCCUGCCAGGGGACUGCAAGUCCGUCAGUCAGGUCACGGCGGGCGAGCCGAGGGACAGGGUGCUACAGAGCAGCUUGAAAACUAGGAGUUAUAGCCAACCGGCGCUGGACCUCCAAGGCCUCCUCGACGCCGCCGUGGCCGCCGGCCGCACCACGGUCACGGUGCCGUGGCUCGCGCACUACCUGUCCACGCUGGACCCCGCGGCCGCGCGCCUCCCCUACUACCGGCGCCUGCUGGCCGGCGUGGCGGCCGUGCGGCGCCCUCCCGCGCGGCGCCCGGCGCUGCUGCUGGACGCGGCCCGGGGCUGGCUCUUCGACCUCCCCCACAUACCCCAGGACAUCUACGACGUACCCCCCACCACGGAACCCCCCACCACCGCCGACAGCGUCGACAGCCUCGACCUAAUAACCGACGCCAUGCUGUUCGAGCUCUGUCCUUACCUUCGGGAAGUCAAUGUACUGUUGUCGACGUGUAAGGUCGACAGAAAAGAGACCUAUCGACACAUCACGCCGGUCAGCUUGAGUGUGAACAGCGAGGAUCGUGUGAGGAGUAAGGAAAAGGAGCUGCAGAUGCGUCUAGAAGAAGAGCUCAUCAAAUCCCAACCAUCAUCGACCCGUCGAGUCUUAGAACUGACCAUAGAACGAGUGACAGCCGCCUGCGUACGGGAUUUGACAGCUUCUGUCAAUGCGGCGAGGACUACGGCGAGGGACAGUGCCAGGAAGGCUGUGGCGGAGCGGGGCGAAGAUUUGCAAGCUCUCCUCAAAACCCUACAAGCCAUCUACACCUCCCACCUAACCCAACUACGAGAGUCAGCUCAAAACAUCGACACACUGUCCAGAGUCAGCGGAGCCCUAACGUCGCUCCUGCCGCUUGCGCCCCGAGCGCUGCAUCACGCGGCCGCCAGGGCCAGCAAGGCGGCCGUGCUGCGCUGGGCGAGGGACCAUUGGACUAGCACAGCCGUCUUAUGCAAAGACAUAGAAGCGGAAAUGCACAACCUCAUAACUCUCGGCGAUGCAGUAAGGCCGGAGCAAAAAACGGAAGCGAAGCCAAGCGAAGCGCUCGAGAAUUUCACCACGGCUGUCAGCGUGGCUUCCGCUAUUAUUCAUCUUAAGGAGCAAGUAUGCCUUCUGUUGGACUACGAGGAGCCCACGGGCUUGAGCGCGGCGCUCGCGACAUGCUCGCUAGCAUGCUCGCCGACCAACUUGUUCGGGCGCGGCGCGAGGGCUAUACUGCAGCUCAGUGUGGACGCGUGCGUUGUGUACGUGAGCCGCAAACCGAAAGACGUAAACGAAACGUUCCUGAACCAACUGCACGCGAUCUGGAACGUGUGCUGCCCCGACAGGAACAAGAACGAGCCGCGAGAACUCGAUCUGCCGGAGAGACGGGACCUGUCGCCCGAACUGAGGAAUUUCGAAGAUGACCGAGCUCCCACACCCAUCACAAGUGACGAAGAAGACGCACCAAACACUAAAGCCAAUCGCAACGUCAAAAACCUCAUAAUCUCUAACACCAACAGCAUAAGCGUCAAGAUCCCGAGCCCGACUCUCAGCCCGAUCAGCCCUAUGAGUCUCAAGAGUCCGCUAAGUCCGAACUUGAAAAGUCCAACUAGCCCGAACUUAAAGAGUCCAAACUCAUUAAAAAGUCCAAAAAGUCCAAACGUCCGGAGUCCAAGAGCUUUAAGUCCAAAGCCAAAAGCAAAUUCGAGUGUGAAAUCAAUAAAUAAUAGCUCUAUUUGGAGUGUGGUUGAGACAGAAAAUACAGAAAUGUUGGAGUUUUUUGAUAGAAUAUUGUGUCCGAGGAACAUAGUGUUGUUAAAUACGUCGAAGUGUAAGAGUACUGAGGUUUGGGAAGCGCUGGCGACUGUGCUGGUGUUUUUGUUGAAGUUUGACUAUCUCAGUGAGGAUUCGCUUACGGAGCAAUGCUUGGCUGUUUACAGGCAGGAUUGGCCUCAGAGCGUCCUGGAGAGCCUCUCAACCUGUAUGAAAUCGGUAUCGGCUCGAUGGACCCGCUCCAGCGGCAAGUUCACAUUGUUCCUGGACUUCUUGGCUGAAUACUGCGGGGAUUUAGAGCUGGACCCCAUCGAGUAAGGGUUGCGAAGAUAAGUUUCGAGAUAUUAAAUAAGGGAUUUAGCAUUUCUCUCGAAAAUUACUCUACAUGUUACAGUUUCAGCCAAAGCGAGCUGCUCUUAAUAAACCUCGUAAAAAUAGGUUUAAGAUGCGGUGAGUUCAGGGAGCAGUUUUUGAAAAAUCGUAGCGUUUUUUAGAUCACAAUAAGGUUGCCAUGACAUAUGAAUGGCAAUUUUGAGGCCUCUCUCCAGUAACUUUGGUAUAAAACGCACCAUUUAAAUUUUGUUAAAAUUUUUGCAACAAUGCUAAAAUAUGAAAACUGCUUCUAAAAAUGCGCAAUUUUAUUUUGGAUCGAACUCAACGAUUACCUUUUUGUAAUUACUUAAAAAUAAUGAUAUCCGCGGUCAGGGCACGCACGGCUGUCCGCUCAGUGCUUGGCGAGCUGCGACUUGAACUCACGGCGCCUUAAGUUAUAUAUCGAGACUAGAUUUGAUUUGUAAAGUCUCAUGAAAAGAUAGAAAAGAAACAUAGUGAAACUAUUACGCGUACCUUUCACCAAAUAUGAUUUUAGCCAUUAUAAUUAAAUUUAUAAAACCAAAAUGGAAUUGUAAUUCUGAGCUGGAAAUGAUAAGGUAAAUGAAAUAAACACUAAUUUAGAUCUUGAAAUUAGAUUAACUUUAAAUUAUUGAAGUAAUUAAGUAACAAAAAAUCCUUCCCUAAAAUAUUUGACAAACAUGAAUCAAAUCAAUACCUACAUCAAAUUAUCGAUAUAGAUAUGUCCUAACGAUUCUAGAUUUUCUUUAAAUAAUUUAUCUUAUUUAAGAUUCUAUAUCACUCAGUCACUGUAUAUGUGUGUCAAUUACUUUUUGCUAUAAUUCUCGCGCGUAACCCAGGAGACAAGUGAUUCCAUUUAUGUAAAAAUAAAUAAUAGUAGUAAAA
Molecule: messenger RNA, 5108 nt
Organism: Cydia pomonella (codling moth)
Lineage: Eukaryota; Metazoa; Arthropoda; Insecta; Lepidoptera; Tortricidae
Gene: dlt
Product: codanin-1
Exons: 16
Coding region: 57-4190 (1377 amino acids)
Biological process (GO): chromatin organization
Cellular component (GO): nucleus
Source: RefSeq, a predicted model, not a curated record